Oxyura jamaicensis (ruddy duck) is the source of this 756-nucleotide messenger RNA. It is a transcript of the gene DAZAP2, whose product is annotated as DAZ associated protein 2. Lineage: Eukaryota; Metazoa; Chordata; Aves; Anseriformes; Anatidae. The transcript is spliced from 4 exons. The record is from RefSeq and is a predicted model, not a curated record. Bases 1 to 585 code for a protein of 194 amino acids.
AUGUGUCACCUCUGUGUCACCUGGCCCCUGUCCUGGCACCAGCGGGGCAGCCUUUGCACCCCCGUGUUGAGCGCCCGGCAUUGCCUGGCACGGGGCAGCUCCGUCCUGCGGCUGGGCCUGCAGGAGGCCCCUGCCAACCCCCCCGUGUACCCGCAGACCCUGCCGCUGCCCCAGCCGCCGCCCUACACGGACGCACCGCCCGCGUACUCCGAGCUUUACCGUCCCAGCUUCGUGCCUCUGGGGGCCGCCACCGUCCCCACCAUGUCCGCGGCGUACCCGGGCACUUCGGUCUUCCUGCCCGUGGCCCAGUCCGUGGCCGUGGGUCCCAUCGGCUCCUCCGUCCCCAUGGCCUAUUACCCCGUGGGCCCCGUGUACCCCCCAGGCUCCACGGUCCUCGUCGAAGGCGGCUUUGAUGCGGGAGCCAGGUUUGGGGCCGGCGGGACGGCCAGCAUCCCUCCCCCCCCUCCUGGCUGCCCCCCCAACGCCGCCCAGCUGGCCGUCAUGCAGGGAGCCAACGUCUUGGUGACGCAGCGGAAGGGGAACUUCUUCCUGGGAGGCUCGGACGGCGGCUACACUAUCUGGUGAAGAAGGAAGGGGCCGGGGGGAGAGGGGGGGGGGGCUACAUUUGUGUAAGGAAAGACAUCACGUACCGUCAGCACUUCUCACGCUGUAACUGCUUUAGUCCAUAUUAACCCGAGGCUGCAGAUCACACACGCCGCCGCGAGGUCUCUUCCUGGCUCGGCGCAAAGCGAGGAG